AAUUACUUGAUUUUCAUUAUCAAAAGUGUUUGUUUUAGUUCAAUUUUCACUCACAGAUACAACAACUGCAAGAAUGAGUCUUGUUUUCGUCUCAGAGACCAAAAAGCGACAAUCCAUGACUUGGASUGAAGAGCACGACAAACUGUUGUGCAGAGAAAUCCUAUUUAUUGACCCAUUCACUGGGACAAAGAAGGGAACGCCAGCCAGGGGACAGAAAUGGCGAGAGGUGGCAGAUAAUCUGCUAGCCGUCGAUAGACCAAGUUUUACUUUCAAACAAUUCAAGUCUGUAAGAGACCGAUACAACCUCCUUGCAGAUAAGUUGAGAGCAAAGUUAAAGAGAGAGAAGAGGGAGUCAGGAGUGGAUACAGAAAUGUCUGAAGUUGAGACUGCAGUGGAAGAGCUAAUUGAACUUGAGGAUGCAUCAGAUGCUGAAAGUGCACUAAGUGUAGCACAGAGAAGACAAAUAAAUGAAGAUAAGGUAGYGGCAGUUGGUUGUAGAAAGCAAGCAAUGGAGCGUUUAGCAGAGACCUCAAAGAGAAAAACAGAUGAGGAUGGAGAAGUACAAACUGGAAUUAAGAAGAAGGCAAGAAGAUCAAAUGGUAGUGAUACUCUGGUAUACUUAAGAGAAAAAAAUGAAGUUAUGACAGAGCAAAGGAAAGAGGAUUUAGAAUUAAAACAAAAGGAGCUGGAAUUGCAAUCAAAGAAGCAUGAUGACUUCAUGAAGCUUAUGAUGUUACAACAACAACAACAAGCUAAACAACAACAAGACUUCCAGGCCAUGAUGCUCUCUGUGAUGUCCAAAUUUGCUCCAAAAUAGUAAAAAGUUCUACAAUUWKAACACUUCCAAGACACCUUUUGUACUAUUUAUUGUAUUUAUUGUGAGCAUAUUUUUU
Exaiptasia diaphana is the source of this 893-nucleotide messenger RNA. RefSeq lists its product as uncharacterized. The record is from RefSeq and is a predicted model, not a curated record. The coding region runs from base 74 to 817 and encodes 247 amino acids. NCBI's taxonomy places the organism in Eukaryota, Metazoa, Cnidaria, Anthozoa, Actiniaria, Aiptasiidae. The transcript has 2 exons.